CGCCUUCUCCCUCUUCCUGCUGGAAUCCGUCCGGGCGUCCUCGCCUCGCCGGGGGCCCCGGCCCCCGGCGCCCACCGCGGAGCUGGACAUCGACGGCCGCGGCUACGUCUCGCCGAUCCGGGAGCUGGAGGGGGAGCCGGAGCCGCUGGGGUCGAGCUUCUCUGACUCCGGCAGGGGGAUCAGCGCCUCCAUCCUCGGCAUUGACGAGAGGAGCGAGGCCGGCGAGGAUUCGUGCGUGUGGGAGCCGAAGCCGAGGAAGAGGUCGCCAUGGAUUCGUGCGUGUGGGAGCCGAAGCCGAGGAUUCAUCGGGCCCUCUCCGCCUUGGCAUGGUUGACGGCAUCAAAUCGCGCGAUUCGUCAGGCCCUCUCCGCCUUGGCAUCAUGGGCGACGGCGUCAAAUCGCGCGACUCAUCGGGCCCUCUCCGCGGCACGGUCAACGGCGCGGACGCCGCCACCAAAUCGCCUGAUUCGUCGGGCCCUCUCCGCGGCAUGGUUGACGGCGAGGCGCGCAACAACGGUGCGCGUGCGCCGAUAGAACUCGCCGGGGCGGACGGCGUAGGAGGCCGGUUCCCCUUGGUAGCUGUAACCGUCGUCGUCCUCGUAGGCUUGGUCGCCAGGAGGGUCGAGAGGGGGAGUAAAUGCCGACGCCGCCGCGCGACCAGCAGCAGACGCUGCGCCGGAGCCGCUCCGCCAGCUCCGCGGAGGGCUGGUCCUCGCCCACGCCGUGCUGCUUCGGUGACGCGCCGCGGCGCAGGGUGGUCAGGACCACGUCGGCGUCGUUCCGGGACCGGCCCACGUACCUGAGGCGGGAGAACGACGAGUUCCUGCUCCUCAGCUUCAGCCCGGACGACGACGGCGGCGACGACCGCGACGCGGCAGGGUGGCCCAGAAGCGACGACGACGACGCGGAGAUGGCCGGGAGCAGGCGCGGCAAGAGGACGGUGGACGGCGACGGGGCCAAGAAACAGAGGCGGAGGCGAAGAAGGCUCCCGCGGCGGCGGCGCGGCGACGAGGACGCGGAGUCAAAGCCUGGCCGGAGCAGGAGGCCGGCCGCGGCGGCGGAGGAAUGCGGCCUGGAGAACUCGAGCCCGGUGUCGGUGCUGCAAAAAACAUGCCACGUCAGCACCUGACAGGCGGGCCCAACCGAGUCGAAAUUCGUGUACAACUAGCCGCCUGGCUUCCGGAGUGGCAGCCCGAGCUUAGACCGCCGGCGGGGAGACCCCUGCCCCUGCCUGCCUCGUCGACGGGGACGAUCCGUCCGCCCGUGCAUUAUUCGCCGAGAACCACGACGGCGCAACACAAGUUUGCCCCGCGCGCGCACGCUUCGCCGCUGCACAUGCGGAGGCGGGCCCGCCGGCCUAACCAAGCCCCACGGCUGGGCUGAUUGGCUCAUUUUGGUUGGUGCCCGAUGCCUCGCUCUCCACCCUGGAAUCUUUCAUCUUUGGGACGACGGCCUACUGAAUCGAUAGAUUAAUCAAGGCUCCUCGUUCAUCUCAUGCCGCACGCAACUCGC
Molecule: messenger RNA, 1512 nt
Organism: Triticum aestivum (bread wheat)
Lineage: Eukaryota; Viridiplantae; Streptophyta; Magnoliopsida; Poales; Poaceae
Exons: 2
Coding region: 638-1129 (163 amino acids)
Source: RefSeq, a predicted model, not a curated record